UCUAUAAAGCGAGGGACUCAGUUGACCCGGAAGUAGAAAAGCCAGAGCAGAAUGCAGAGGAAGUGGGUUCGUUGUGGGAGUAAGUAAACAUGCCUCCAGCUGUAGACCUCGGAGGAAUCAUCACUGAGAAGCUGAGCGCCGCCACCAGGGAGGUCCUGGCGGCGGUGGAGAGGACCGUGGCCGGCUACGAGGAGGAGGCUGCGGGCUUCAGGCGGGAGAUCGAGCGGCAGAGGAGGCAGCUGGAGGUGCUGCAGGUCAAAGAGCCCAGAGGAGUCACAGCAGAGAUGUUAAUCAGAUGUUGUUUGGAUGUGACUGAACUAGAGCUGCUCCCAGAUCUGCAGAGCCACGAGGAGGUGGUGGUUGGUGAGGAGCAAGAGGAGCAGCAGCUCACACAGAGCACAGGUGUGGAGGCAGCUGAGAGUCCCGGUCUACCCUGGAACCUCUCUAAUAAAGGGGCGGAGCCAACAAUCACCUCCAAACUAAACCAAGAAGACCCGAAGGAUCCACAUCAUGAAGUUUCACCGGGCAAGAGACUCGACGUGUCUAAAAGCAGCAGUUUGAGAGGAAUCAUCACCGAGAAGCUGAGCGCCGCCACCACGGAGGUCCUGGAGGUGGUGGAGAGGACCGUAGCCGACUACGAGGAGGAGGCUUCAGGCUUCAGGCGGGAGAUCGAGCAGCAGAGGAGGCAGCUGGAGGUGCUGCAGCCUCGGGUCCAGGACCAUAAAACGGAGCUGCUCCCAGAUCUGCAGAGCCACGAGGAGGUGGUGGUUGGUGAGGAGCAAGAGGAGCAGCAGCUCACACAGAGCACAGGGGUGGAUGGAAUUGACGCGCACUGUCUGCCGCUGACCGACGACGAAGGCGCCGCUGACGAUGAUGAGGAGCCGACUAAAGAGUCCAGACUGAAACAGGAAGACCCGACGGACCCAGACUAUGAAAUACCUCCAAGGUCGCUUCCCUCUAGAGCUCGGUCUGGUGGGAGAAGGUCCGGCAGAACCCGGACCGGCGAGCCGCCGAACCACCUGACCCUCAGGAUCCGAAUCCUGGAGGACUCUGAGACCAGGGUGCUCUCCAGGGCGGUGUUUCAGAAAAGCUCUGUCUCAGACCUGGAGUGUCCUCGCGGCCUGCAGGAGCUGGACUUCAUGGACCUGCUGAGGUCCACCUUCCCGCAGCUGGCUGCCGGUCAGCCGUUCGACAUCUUCGUCGCCUCUAAGAACCGGCAGCUGCUGCCGCUGGCGGUGAAGACGCUGACCCCGGAGGAGAUCUGCUCCGGCCACAGGUCCGGCGGGAACCCGACGCUCUACAUCCGCCUGAAGAAAACAGACGACCCUCCUCCAGCCGACCCUGUGGUCACGAAGCGCAAUCAGACCGGGCGUCAUGCAAGCCCUGACCAAAGCAUGGAGGAACCAGAGACGGGCGAAAAUGCCGCAGACCCAGGCGACGAUGCCGAAGACGGCAACUGGAACCCCGAUCCUGAACCCCGGGCCGCCAAAAGAACGAGGAAAAGGAGAGAGAAAGGCGCCGCGAGAAGGACCGUGGAAAGUAAAAUGUCCUGCAAAGUGUGUGGAGCCUGGUACAGACAGCUUGGGAGUCUGAUCAGCCACGUCUGGAAUCACGUCGGCGAUGCCCAGGCUGUCUGCGGCGCCUGCGGACAGAAGUUCGAGUCCGUGGACGAGUUAAAGGAGCAUCUUCGAAACCACCAGAAGGUGCACGGCUGUCAGCACUGCGGGAAGACGUUCGUCUCCGCCCAGAGUCUCAGCCUCCACGUGGCCAAGCACACGGGCGAGAGUCAGUUCAAAUGCAGGGUCUGCAGUAAGAGCUUCACCAACAUGGCCUCCCUGAAUUAUCACAGCUGGCUCCACGUGGAGGACAAGCCACACAAGUGUGACGUGUGCCUCAAAUCCUUCGGCCUGGAGUCCCAUCUGCUGUCCCACAAGAAGCUGCACACCAACGAGGAGAAGCACGUCUGCGACGUCUGCAACCGGUCCUUCCGCCUCCGCCGGGCCAUGACCCAGCACCGGCUCACCCACUCCGAAGACAAGCAGUACGCCUGUGAGGUUUGCGGCAAGCGCUUCAAGCUGGAGGGCUCGCUGAAGGUGCACAGCAAGACCCACGCGGAGAGGGACCGCACGUUCCUCUGCCACAUCUGCUGCCGGACCUUCCUGUGGAAAGGAACGCUCAUGGUCCACCUCAAGACGCACAGCAACGUGAAGCCGUUCGUCUGCGCCGUCUGCAGCAAGGGCUUCUGGGUCAAGUGCGACCUGAAGAAACACAUGAGGAUUCACUCCGACGACGCGCCCUACGAGUGCUCGGAGUGUGGCCGCCGCUUCAAGCAGAAGGCCAACCUGGACAGCCACGUCAGGCUGCACUUGGGCAUCAAGCAGUUCGUCUGCGAAGUCUGCGGCAAGGAGUGCUCCCGGCGGGAACACCUGAAGGUCCACAUGAGGACCCACAACGGAGACAAGCCCUACAAGUGCGCCGUCUGUGACAGAGCCUUCACCCAGAGCCACUGUCUGAAAACGCACAUGAAGAGUCACCAGAUGGAGGAAAUCUCUGUCCUGGAGCCUCCUCAGACUCAAACAGAGGAAAACCCUGUCCUGGAUCCGUCAGAGUCCCACCAGAUGGAGGAGAGCCCCGCCCCGGAUCCGCCUCAGACUCAGAAUAUGGAGGAGAGCCCAGUCCUGGAGCCGCACCAGUCUCACCAAACACAGGAGAACUCUGUCCUGGAACCAUCCGAAACCUGAACGACAGUUUUCUCAGACAAGAUGAACAGGAACUUACUUUGCUAUCAUUUUUAUCUGAAACUGACAAGCUUGCUUCGAUAAAAUUCACAUAAAAACACUUUUUACAUGUGAUGCUUAACAUGUAAUGUCAGUUUAGAAAGAGGAAAUAAAACCGUUAAACAUUA
Messenger RNA from Fundulus heteroclitus (mummichog), 2905 nucleotides. RefSeq names its product zinc finger protein 493-like. Bases 90 to 2741 code for a protein of 883 amino acids. Gene Ontology annotation, biological process: regulation of transcription by RNA polymerase II. The record is from RefSeq and is a predicted model, not a curated record. Gene Ontology annotation, molecular function: RNA polymerase II cis-regulatory region sequence-specific DNA binding; DNA-binding transcription factor activity. The transcript is spliced from 10 exons. Lineage: Eukaryota; Metazoa; Chordata; Actinopteri; Cyprinodontiformes; Fundulidae.